CACCUCUGGCUGCCCGCGAUGCGCAUCGUGUCGUGGAACGUCAACGGCCUCAAGAGCGUGCGCGGCUACCGCCCGUGGUACGCGCUGCCCGACUGGGCCGCGUGCCUCGAGCUGCUGGGCGCCGACAUGGCGUGCGUGCAGGAGGUCAAGGCGACGCGGCGCGCCCUCGACGGCGAGCGCGGCCUCAUGGCGCCCGCCGGCUGGACGACGUUCGCCGACUUGCACCCGCAGCGCGGCUACUCGGGCACGGCGACGUACGUGCGCAGCGCGGCGUGCCGGCCGUGCGCCGCCGAGCCGGGCAUCACCGGCGCCGCACGCACGCCCGACGGCCUCGCACUGCCGCCGCUGGCCCAGCCGCUGGCGUGCGACGACGCGCUGUGGGCACAGCUCGACGCCGAGGGCCGUGCCACCGUCGUCGACUGCGGCCUCUUCGUGCUCUUCAACCUCUACUGCCCCAACGAGACGGACGAGACGCGCCGCGAGUACAAGCUGACGUACAACGCAGCGCUGGCGGCACGCGUCGAGGCGCUGCUGGCGGCGGGGCGCGAGGUCAUCGUCGUCGGUGACCUGAACAUCGCACGCGAGCCCAUCGACCACUGCGACCACGCCGGCAAGACACCGCGCGACGCCUAUCUCGCAGCACAUCCCGCCCGCGCCUGGCUCGACUCGUGGCUGCUGCCCGCGCCGACGGGCCGCCUGCACGACGUCACGCGCGAGCUCUUCCCGCGCCGCGCCGGCAUGUACACGGUGUGGAACACGCUCAUCGAUGCGCGCCCGUCGAACUACGGCACGCGCCUCGACUACACGCUCGUGUCGCCGGGCCUGCGCCGCUGGGUCAAGGGCGCCGACAUUGCGCCCGACGUCUUUGGCAGCGACCAUUGCCCCGUGUGGCUCGAUCUGCACGACGAGCUCGUCGUCGACGGCGAACGUCUCGUGCUGCGCGACCUGCUCGGUGCCCACGGCACGCACAAGCUGCCGGCGACGGCGACGAGCAACUGGCCCGAGUUCAACCAGCGCAACAUACGCAGCUUCUUUGGCGCGCCGCGGGUGGCGGCAGCGGUUGCAAGCGCCGCAGGUCCGGAGAGUACGCCAGCGUCCGCUUCAGAGCCCGAGAAUGCGCCGGUCGCUGCCAGUGCAUUGGAGGCGCCAGCUGCGCCGCGUUCACCGACGCUGGCAGAUGCUUUCGCUGCACUGCGCGACAGUGAAGGCUCCGCCGCACACGCGGUACCGGCGGUCGGCGAGCUCGCUGCCAGCUCUGCGCCUGUCACAGCCAGUCCGGUGGCGGCUAUCGCACAACAGGCGCCACGAGCUACGGUGUCGCCGCAGAACACGCGCCCAGCUGCGCCGCGCCCCAGCGCAAGCCCGUCACCGUCUGCGCCGCGCGGCAAGGCGACCGCCAAGGGCAGCAAGGCGACCAGCAAGGGCAAGACUGCACAGGCGGGGCAGCGCAAGCUGAUGGCCUUCUUCGGCUCUGGCGCCGGCUCUUCGGCCAAGGCUGCCGAGUCUGCGGCGGCUCCUUUGGCAGACGCUUCGUCAUCGACUGUAGAUGCUUCUAGCGCGGCGCAGCAGGCAGCGAUGGCACCAGAUGGUGAGGCUUUCGGAGUCGCCAACAGCUCCGCGCCGACCGCUGCCGAGCUGGCUGCCUCGACAUCCGACGGUGGUUUGGAAGACGAUGACGGCCCGAGCACAGCGGCAGCGCGUGUCGAGGCCUCGCUUGCGUGGGGCAGCAUCUUCAAGCCGCCGCCUGCGCCACGCUGCGUCGUUCAUCGCGAGGAGACGCGGGCAUGGACCGUCAACAAGUCAGGACCCAACCACGGCCGCAAGUUCUACCUCUGCUCGCGGCCUGUGGGUCCAGGGUACGAGCGCGAGGGCCGCGAGCGCAUCGACAUCAAUCCCGAGUACCGCUGCGACUACUUCAAGUGGGCCUCUGACGUGCGCGCAAGCUCAUGCGGCCGCGAGAACAGCGCCGCAGCGGGACAGCAGAGCCUGCGCGAGGUCGCGGGCUCUGCGCCGCGCCUCGGCAGCGGCGAGAAGCGCUCGACGGCUGAGGCGGAGCGCCGUGGCAGCCCGCACAAGCGCUUCCGCAUGUGAAGCCCUUCUGAUGUGAGUACUUGUCUGCACGUGCACGAGCAGCAGCAUCCCGGGAGGCAUCGGUGAUGCAACCAACUCAUCCUUAUACGACGAGUCGCACGCGUUUGCGCGUUGUGGCGGUGACGAUCAAACGUGGCAAGCCCGCGCCGGGCCUGUGCGGUCCAUGCGCCGCUGCCUCCUCGUCGCGGCCGGUGUGGGCGCUUGCGCCUGCGCCGGCCGGAUGAAGACGCGGCGCACCCGCCGCCGGCGCGGUCCUGAGACGCCUCGCGGUUGAUGCUGCUGUUGUGGAUCAGACAUGGCC
This is a messenger RNA of Tilletiopsis washingtonensis, 2392 nucleotides long. RefSeq names its product DNase I-like protein. Gene Ontology annotation, molecular function: double-stranded DNA 3'-5' DNA exonuclease activity; endonuclease activity; DNA binding. Gene Ontology annotation, biological process: base-excision repair. The transcript is spliced from 4 exons. NCBI's taxonomy places the organism in Eukaryota, Fungi, Basidiomycota, Exobasidiomycetes, Entylomatales. Gene Ontology annotation, cellular component: nucleus. The record is from RefSeq and is a predicted model, not a curated record. The coding region runs from base 19 to 2091 and encodes 690 amino acids.